GACUUCUAUAUAGUGAUUAUCGGAUUGCUGCUUACAUGUGUCUGACCGUUCAUGGAGAGAAGCUUCCGAACGGGAUCGUCUUGACCAUGCCCUUGCAUCGUGUCUGUCUCCACUCCCUUAUUGAACCUCCUUCCUUUCAUACAUGCAUGCUUCCAAUUCGGCACUCCUUCAUUUCCGGGUUACACGUGUUGUUUGAGUUUCGUUGGCUGGAUGCACUAUGGCUGAACGUGUAGACGAUUCACACACUGGGAAGGAGCUCACUUCUCGUCUCCUCCACACUCAUUCUAGCGAUUCACUAACUUUGCAUCAAGAUUUUCUUUGAUGAGUCAAAAGAAUCUUUGCCCAGACAUCGAGCAAUUAUGCGAACACGUCUUAGCGAUGGAUAGGCGAUUCGGGGCAGUCGCUCAUUCAUUCGCUGAAUUGCGCUGCUCUAUACCACUACCUCUUGUUUCCGAGACACAGCGGUUCGAGGAGAAAUGGAAGUCACUGCGUAAUUGUUUUCAUUAGGAUUUUGGCAAGGCCGUCUCAUAUGCCCGGAAUGUCAUGGACAAGUCGGAAAUCAUGAUGAGCGAUAUUAGCCGACGAUUGAUCAAGGAUAUCCUACUCGAGUCAAAAUUUAUUGAAUCUACCUCGACAAUAUCCACAAUGAUUCGUGACUAUCGAACACGUGUAUCGCAGGAAAGAAUCAAUUCUGUGCAUGCAAUCCAAGGUUUCAACGUGAUACGACUGUCAUUGCAGGGAUUCGCUGUAGAAUACAGGACUCUUCGCAACGUGACUCGGUGGUCUAGCAUGUCAGAUACGCCGCACGAGACGGUCACUCUCGAAGUCAGCAAAAGCUUAGCAGACAUACAGCAAGCGGUCAGUAUAUACAUUGGUCUCUUUAUUCCAGGCUGGAGCUUUCGCAUGCAGGCACUUUGGGGAAAGGUUGAGACGAUCGCUAUGAUCUGGGAUAUGGUCGAAUCUAACUUGAAGGACGUGGAAGACAUGGUGUAUUGUGAAAUUCGCAAUCCUCAGGGAAAAGUACUCCCAACAUAUCUCCGUCUCAUGAUCGAAUCUCACCUACGUAUACAGUCACCACCCACUCUAUUCCUCAGCAGAGUUCGCAGCAUAGACGAAGAUCAGCAAGCGCAUUCGGAUUAUAUAAGAAGGCUACAAACCGCUCUUUCGUCGUCGGGCGCUGAUUUCCAAGGCUUGUCCAUCGUCAAUUUUGCAUCUCAAUUUCCGGCUACUUCCUAUACCGGUGCCAAUGCAAGGCUUAUCCCAGCCGAGUACGAACUUGGGAUCAACAGGGAGAGCGAGGAAAAGCUCAGGAGGGAAGUAAGGCAGCUUACGGCGGAUACACUUUCUAUCGAUUCGUCUUUCGAAUCAAUCUCGUGCUUGCUCAGAGAAGUCGGGAAUUGUAAAGGAAACUUACAGCUUUCUGCCAAUGCACAGCGACUCGGCUCGACGUGGAUAGAGCUUCGCAAGAAAUAUACCACUCUGCUUUGGCAAUCCCGCGAGGUUGCGGGUUACGCUAGUGCUGCUGCUGAAGACUUUGCCGACGUAUUCAUAGAUACGGUCUUACUUGACCGUGAUAUCGGUUUUACUCAGAUGAAAGAAGAAAUUAGCAAAUGCAAAGAGACUGCUUAUCGACACAACGCACGAGCCAAGUCGAUCGUAGAUGGAUUUGAGAGACUGAAGAUUGAAGUAGAACACUUUUAUGCCGAUUGGCUCAACUGUACGCAGAAAUGCCGCCCUAGCGACAAACGAAGCAAAGAGCACAUCGCAAAGACUGAAGCCGCUCUCUAUCGCCUUAAGUUCAAGAUUGUGUCGAUUUACGUGGCCGUGGGUCUCCUUUUUGCGGCCGCAGGUGCGGUAACUGUUGUGCUGGCGAUCCAUGGUGUCGCCGGAGUCGAUAUUCUUGGAGUCGUAACUUCUGACGCCUUAAAAUCUCGGAUUAUUUCUGUUCGGGAAGCUCUGAGAGACAAACACUCUUCACUCAAACAACGAAUCAGAGAUAUAAAUACUGAACAAGAUAAUGAUUCUCGAAAGACUAUGAGCGAUUUCCAAAAUAUUGCGACAAAGCUUGGCGCUAUAGCCUCUAUUUGGAGUAAUAUCGUGGGAGAUCUCUCAGAGGUUGAGAGUAUGAUUGACUUACUUCUGUGCACGAGUGAACAACCUGAGAUGUAUGACAUCUUCGUGAAACGGCUCCGUGGUAUGCGAGAUGUGUAUGCAACUCUUGGCAGUGUUUUCCGCGAGUACCAGGUUGCCGUUAGUCGGGAAUCCCCACAGUUCAAGGAUAUAGGCAAACCCAGUCGCUAUGCCUUUUGAUCAGUUGAGUCUUAUUUUGGUAUCACAUUGUACUCACUCAUCUUAUACAACACUUUUUGGAAUAGCCGAGUUUCGAAUAGUAUAUACAUGUACGUACGGUUGAUAUUUCAAGGACAAAAUGUUUUCGUCCGCUUGUUGAGAUUUGCGAAUGAGAAAAAAGGACUGCCCCAACUUACGGAACUUGAUUACGUUCUGGAUACAUGGAAAAAUGCGGUGGACCUGACAAUGCCCUGUCGAUAGUGCGGCAAGAGUAAACUACAUUAUGAUGA
Molecule: messenger RNA, 2579 nt
Organism: Somion occarium
Lineage: Eukaryota; Fungi; Basidiomycota; Agaricomycetes; Polyporales; Cerrenaceae
Source: the annotation of a GenBank genome assembly